Molecule: messenger RNA, 1890 nt
Organism: Ilyonectria robusta
Lineage: Eukaryota; Fungi; Ascomycota; Sordariomycetes; Hypocreales; Nectriaceae
Exons: 4
Coding region: 117-1802 (561 amino acids)
Biological process (GO): peptidyl-lysine monomethylation
Cellular component (GO): nucleus
Molecular function (GO): protein binding; protein-lysine N-methyltransferase activity
Source: RefSeq, a predicted model, not a curated record
CGCCGGACAUCAAUCUCCUCUACGUACCAGCAAAGGUCAGCAAGAGCACGAGAAGACGGUUCCCUUUUAAAAGGCCUCGCUCAUCGUUUUCCCCUACCUACGUCUCCGAUUCCACUAUGUCGACGACGACUUCUCCAUUGUCAAUUAACGCGUUUCCCGCUUGGGCACGCCUCAACGAUGUGCAGUUCGAUACAACCCAGCUCGACGAGACGGAGGGGAAGGGUCUCGGUUUGGUUGCAAAAGACAGCCUAACGACGAGAACGACUACAACGACGACUACUACUACAGCUACUACAGCUCCUGCGACGACGACUGCCACUGCUCCUACCGAUGUGGCCAACGUCAGCACCCAGGGAAAUGGAGACGUCGGCGAGAAUCCGAGGACGCUUCUGCGCAUCCCACACGACCUAGUGCUGUCGGCAGCAGCCGUCAAGGAAUAUGCAAAUGUCGACCAAAAUUUCCGCCAACUGCUCGAAGUUGCCGGCCAACAGUCCACCAGGCACGACAUCAUGCUGUACCUCAUGACGCAUCUCAUCAUGUCAACCCGCGGUCAUACUGGUCCCAGAGGGUGCGCCUCAUCGCCUUGGACCGAGUAUGUCAAGUUUCUACCACGUUUCAUCCCUAUUCCCACGAUGUGGGCGGAAGAUGAGCGAGCUCUGCUCCAGGGUACUUCCUUAGAGGCUGCAUUGGAGGCUAAGCUAUCCACUCUGACGAGGGAGUUUGAUGACUUGCGCGAAAAGUCCUCGGCACUGGCAUUUUGGAACUCGCUCUUUUGGGAGAAGGAUACGGCAACUAGGCAGGACUGGAUCUUGGCUGACGCCUGGUACCGAUCUCGAUGUCUGGAACUUCCCCGAGCUGGGGACGCCAUGGUUCCUGCACUCGACAUGGUUAACCACUCACAUCGACCAACGGCCUACUACGAGGAGGAUGACCAGGAUGGCGUCGUGCUAAUCCUGCGGCCCGGCGUGGAGGUGACGGGUGGAGAAGAGGUGACCAUCACCUACGGAGAAGCGAAGUCGGCCGCCGAGAUGCUCUUCAGCUAUGGCUUCAUCGAUCCCGACUCCGCCGCGCACGAACUAGUUCUUCCCCUGGAUUCCAUGCCCGACGAUCCGCUGGGAAAGGCCAAACUCCACGCAUUUGAAGGACGGCCAACAUUGAAGCUAUCUCGGACAGAUGCGAGCCUGCAAUGGUCAAGCCCGUUCGCUUACUUCAUGUGCCUCAAUGAGGAAGACGGUCUGGACUUCGGGGUGUUACAAGACACCGAUGGGGAACGGCAGCUAAGGCUGUUUUGGCAAGAGGAGGAUGUGACAGGACGCGCACACGAAUUCGAAACUCUCAUCGAGGGACACCCCCUCCAGCAGGUGUUUAAGCUCCGGGUGGUGGCCGUUCUCCACGAGUUGGUGUCGACGCAGUUAAUGCACCUCGGCUCCGACUUUUCCCUUGAUCAACUGGAGCCGCUGCGCCGGUCGGGACAGGUGAGGGAGGAGUGCAUCCGAGCAGCUGGAGCUCUCAGGCAGCUCGAGGCUAGUGUUCUGGAGAUCGCCGCCGAGAGACUGGACGAACAGAUGGCAUUUGUAAACCGGGAUCGACUUGCUGAGUUUCCCCAUCGGAUGGCUGCGACCCCGGCAGAUGCUUGGCAACUUCCCCAGAUUCCUCACCCCCAGCAUUCCCCUCAAACUUACCGAGCGCCUCCGCAUUUGACAGUGGCCCACGGGAAUGGCCAAGCCAAAAACCGGGGAGGCAGGGAACAGUACCUUUCGCUCAGCCGUUUUGCACGUUUUGCACACCUUCUGCUCUCCUGAGAACGUUGUCAGAGGUAUCGCGACUAACUACGCCAUUGCCGAGUUUAGAAGACCCACCUUUUAGCGGACGACCACGUGGUGGCAUAUC